UGAAAAUUAUUUGUCAACGAAAUUAACACGGUCUUGGAUGCAUCUCUUCCUUUGCAUCAAGCCCGUUCCUAAUCACUGACAUUGCCUUGACUGAUGAUGUCAGAGCCGAAGGGUGGAGUUAUUUCACUCAGUGUGGGCUUCUUGAUAAUUAACACCUUUCUUUAUUUCCUCUUUGCUCAAUACAAUGCUUUUGCUUACCUUUUAUUUUCUUUUUCUCUUUUUAAAUUUAUUCCCACCAUUCUCCUCUUCCUCCCUGUCUCCCUCCAUUUCUCACUCUCUCCAUCUCUCUUCUAUCAAACAGACCCUCAGUUCGUCGUGUAUCAGUUGAAGGUAAAGAUCCACACGUCAAACCCAGCCCACACACGGAGGGAAGAGAAGCACAUGAUCUUUGAGUUCCCUCAGCCUCUUCCGGUUUGUGGCGACAUCAAAGUGGAAUUCUUCCACAAACAGAGCAAGAUGAUGAAGAAGGAUAAAAUGUUCCAUUUCUGGAUAAACACGUUCUUCAUUCCGGGUCCCGAGGAAGCUGGGGAGAAAGUGGAGAAUGGGUCGGUGGUCAACGACGUGGACAGCCUCUCCUCUCAGAGCCAGAGCUUCCCGGCAGAGAGGGAGAGAGGGAUCGCAGCGGGAGGACUUGAAAGAGAAAAGGGUGCAGAAAGGGGAGGAGAGCGAGUGGGAGUAGGGGAUGGAGAUAAAGACUACUUGAUUCUGACCUUAACGAAGAACGACUUGGAUAAGGCCAAUAAGGACAAAGCUAACCGAUACUUCUCACCCAACUUCAAGGUGAGGGCACACCAUUCAACACUUAGCAAUGGAUCGAUCAAAGUAGCUUGAUGGCUUUAUAUAGCAAAUAUGCAAAAUACUCCAGGUUCACUGUAUUUAUUAUUUCGACAUUUGCAUAAUUUCAAACAUAUUUGGUG
Sinocyclocheilus rhinocerous is the source of this 917-nucleotide messenger RNA. RefSeq names its product phosphatidylinositol 3,4,5-trisphosphate 3-phosphatase and dual-specificity protein phosphatase PTEN-like. The record is from RefSeq and is a predicted model, not a curated record. Gene Ontology annotation, cellular component: nucleus; cytosol; cell projection. Bases 94 to 831 code for a protein of 245 amino acids. Gene Ontology annotation, biological process: phosphatidylinositol 3-kinase/protein kinase B signal transduction; cell motility; negative regulation of cell population proliferation. Gene Ontology annotation, molecular function: phosphatidylinositol-3,4,5-trisphosphate 3-phosphatase activity; protein tyrosine phosphatase activity. The transcript has 2 exons. NCBI's taxonomy places the organism in Eukaryota, Metazoa, Chordata, Actinopteri, Cypriniformes, Cyprinidae.